AUCGAAUUCCUUCACCGCCACACCCCACCAAGAAAAGUCCACUUUACCUCAUUCCUAACCCCAACCCCCGCCUCGCCCGCCCGAUUCCCCGCCGCCGCCGCCGCCGCCGCCGCGGAGCUCGCCGGAGAAGCGGCACUCGCAGAGGAGUGGCCCGCCAUGGGGCCGCCGCAGCAGGCCAGGGGCGGCGGCAUCGACAUCGAGGCGUGCGCGCGCCCGAUCGCCGUCGACCACCGCAUCAAGCUCCCCUACUACUUCCGCAUCGCCGGGAACCUCCUCCGCCAGGCUAAGAUAUAUCGAGACGAGAAUAAUCUCGUCGACCUGUAUGUCAUCCUCCUGCGUUACUCGAGCUUGGUUUGCGAGACGAUUCCAAAGCACCGUGACUACCAUACAUUCAAGUUGAGAGAAGUGGAUUUCUUCAGGCUUGCUCCACAUAAUCAAUCUAAACUAAUUGAAGUGCUCAGUGAGCUUGAGUCACUGAAGCCAGUUGUGCAGCGGCAAAUCACUGAGCAUAACAGAGCAAGAGGAGGUGCCAUCGAAUCCAAUAGUAUAAAUGGAACCAUUGCUGUAAAUAAUAUAACAAAACAGCAUAUGACAAAUCCUUAUACAUAUCAGCCAUUUGUAGGAAGCAACAAUGGAUCAUUUGAAAGACCUGUCCCUGGUGGGAAUCAUCAAAUGGCACCAUUAAUGAGUGCUCAACCUGAUAGACUGACCCGCAAACAACUUGCAAAUCUCCCUUUCCCUAAAGAAGAAACAUUAGCUAGACACUCUAUAUUGGGACCUAAUGGGCUUCAUGGGCAAUGGACUGGGCCUGUUACUGCAAUCAAGGUUCAGUAUCCAAGCAAUCUUGAUAUAAUAAAAAGCGAUGUGUCUAGUUUAUUUCCAUCUGUCUUGAACCAAGAUGGUCAGAAUGGUCCCAGUACAAUAUCCACAGAUAGCACUCAAAUUGAGAAUGAUGAUAUGAAAUCUGUUCUGUCCCUUGAUGAUGGUCGAUGGUCUAAGCUGGCAGAGGAAUGCGCCUCUGUACCUUCUGUUAGUCUGGAAGAAGAAUUAUCCCAAUUGAGUAUCAAACAGCCUUCACCUCCUCCAGUCUUGGCAGAGUUAGAGCGCAGGCCAAUUGCUCCAUCAGAAGUUGCAGAUCCAACACCAGGACUUGCUGUCUCAGAAACCGGGCGUUAUCAGAACUUACAUGUUCCGGUAAAGUUGAUGGAAUGUUUUCUAAGGGUUGCUGAGGCAAACACUAAGAGAAGUUUAGAAACAUGUGGAGUUCUUGCUGGUACCCUGAAAAAGAGAACCUUUUAUGUGACUGCCUUGAUAAUUCCAAAGCAGAAAUCUACAUCUGAUUCAUGUGAAGCGACAAAUGAAGAUGAAUUAUUUGAUGUUCAGGACAAGGGCUCGCUUUUCACUCUUGGUUGGAUUCACACACAUCCAACACAGUCCUGCUUCCUGUCUUCCAUUGAUCUCCAUAAUCAUUAUUCUUAUCAGGUGAUGUUACCUGAAGCAAUUGCAAUAGUUAUGGCACCUACUGACACAAGAAGAAAACAUGGUAUAUUUCAUCUCUCUGAUCCUGGCGGUAUGGGUGUGAUCCAUGAUUGCCCGGAGAGAGGAUUCCAUCCUCAUAAGGCCCCUCUAGAUGGUUCACCAAUUUAUGAGCAUUGCUCCCAUGUGUAUAUGAACCCCGAUGUAAAGUUUGAUGUGAUUGACCUUCGAUAAUGGUGAGAACUCCAUCCGCGAAAGACUGGCAGCUGAACAAGUUGGCUGCCUUUAUUUUUUUAACUGUGCUGAAGAAUCUCGAAUACCGAUGUAAGUGAUUGUACAUAGCUAUUUGCAUGUAUAGAGUUCCGUUGAAAUGAAUAUCUUCGGUAUCUAUGGGGAAUUUAUGAAUUUAUUGUAUUUCAUUAUACUCACUUAGCUCUCAAGAUAUACGCUUGUAAGACGAGGUGGAAAUGUUCAAUCUCAUUUUUAUGCCAAGUCAAUUGUUGUACAUUUGAACACUCA
Molecule: messenger RNA, 1995 nt
Organism: Oryza sativa Japonica Group (Japanese rice)
Lineage: Eukaryota; Viridiplantae; Streptophyta; Magnoliopsida; Poales; Poaceae
Product: AMSH-like ubiquitin thioesterase 3
Biological process (GO): protein K63-linked deubiquitination; protein K48-linked deubiquitination
Cellular component (GO): endosome; membrane
Molecular function (GO): K63-linked deubiquitinase activity; protein binding; metal-dependent deubiquitinase activity
Source: RefSeq, a predicted model, not a curated record